CACAGCUUCAGGGUUGGUGAUGUGUGCGGUGUGAGAGGGAGCUCUGCUGUUCAGAAACAUUCUGCUGCUUCAGGACACACAGAGCCAUCAUGGAGGAGGCAGACCUUCUGAAAGAGAGGAUCCAAGCCAUCACGGACAAAAGAAGAAUCCAAGAAGACAUCGUCAAGAAGAGGAGACAGAUCGAGGAGGAGAAACUCAAACUCCAGUACAUUAAGAAAAAGUCCCUGAGGGAGCAGUGGCUGAUGGACGGUCUGAGUCAGCAGUCUGAGGAGGAGCAGGAGGCCCUGAGGCUUCAGGCUCAGGAGGAACAGCAGCAGAGCGACCAGCUGCAGAGCAACAUCCUCAGAAUAGAGAAGGAGAUCGAAGCUUUGGAGACGAAGGAGCUGAACAUUUCUGCCAAUGAGGAGGUUCUCCUGAAGCGACUCAAAGAAGUAGAGAGGACACCUGAGGACAUCAUCAAGGACGUCAACGCAGAGUUUCACACAGAUGUGCUGCAUCACGUCCUGUCGCCGGUCCAAGAUGUCCCGCUGUUCGUCUCGCGGGCUAAAGCUAAAACCUCUGCAGUUUGUGAAGCUGAGCGUGAUGAAACAAAAAAAGCAACUUUUGCACUUAAAAUCAGUGUAGAGCACAACAAAAAGACAGGCAAAAGUCAGGUGCUUUCUGCAGAGACGGUGAGCCCAGAAUCCAUUCCAGAGCGAGGGAUGAAGGUCUACGACGAUGGCCGCAAAUAUGUGUAUGCACUGCAGUCUGAGAGAGAUGAAGCAGUCAACAGUGCAACAGAAAUGACGCCAACAGAGGUGGAAGAACUUCUGCAUGAGGCAGCAGAGGAGAAGGUGCACCCUGAGGUGCACUAUCAUCAACCGGUGUACUCUGUACCUUACAUGGGUACCAGACCAUCAACACCAAGGAAUCCAUCUCAAACACUUCUCACAAAAAUAACUCCAGAAGACCAGAAUCUUCCCCAAAAAUAUCAACAAGGUUCUAGUUCAAGUGGCUACAUUUUGGAUGCAAACAGCAAAAUGCUGUGCUUUAAUACUUCAGGACAAUCCAAGAAUGAAAAGACUCGUUCUCCAGGGUCAAACUUUGGUGAUAACAGGAAGACCGAUCCCUCUCCUGUCUCAUUUAUAUUCAGAUCUGAAGGAACGCCUUCACCCAUCCAACCAGUUUACAGGGACUUAGAUCAGUUUAGUCCUUCUUUAACCAGUAAAAAUGCUGAACGUAAACUUGUCAGCACCCUGCCAAAAGAUCCCGAACCAGAAUCUAUUACGAUGAUCUUCAUGGGCUACGAGAACGCUGCGGAUGAAGAGGAAGAUGUUAAAGCCGAGCUGGUUAUGUUAGAUGAUGAUGAGGAGGAGGAGGAUGAAACUGACAGCUGUGGCAGAGUGGAAUAUCUGGCAUUCCACCCAGAGGGAUGCAAUAGCAAAGUCUUCCAACCCAAAGUGGGUCAAGCCAAGGUUUCAAGAGGCAGAGAUGUUGCUGAAGACGCCUGCAGACCAGCCUGGGAAGAGUUAGAGCUUCACAAGCCAACGUUCAUUCACAAGUCAGGAAAACUCAGCUGUCAUCUGCAGAACAGAGGCAGCUGGAGCCUGAAGACACCUGCAGCACCAGUGUGA
Nematolebias whitei (Rio pearlfish) is the source of this 1613-nucleotide messenger RNA. It is a transcript of the gene palmdb, whose product is annotated as palmdelphin b. The record is from RefSeq and is a predicted model, not a curated record. Gene Ontology annotation, biological process: regulation of cell shape. NCBI's taxonomy places the organism in Eukaryota, Metazoa, Chordata, Actinopteri, Cyprinodontiformes, Rivulidae. Gene Ontology annotation, cellular component: membrane; cytoplasm.